AUGUCGACGCUGGAGGAUCUCGAUGACAUUGAGCGCUCCGCCAAGGACGACAGGAAGGACGACGGCCAGGAUGGCAAGAAGCCCAAUCAGCCCGGCGACUCCGAGAUGAAGGACGCCGACGACAAGGACGACGACGUGCUGGACGCCGACAUCCUCAACUCGAGCACCCGCGACAUCGUCGCCCGCCGCCGCCUGCUGGAGAACGACAUGCGCAUCAUGAAGAGCGAGUUCCAGCGGUUAACACACGAGAAGGCCACCAUGCACGAGAAGAUCAAGGACAACAUGGACAAGAUCGAGAACAACAGACAAUUACCCUACCUCGUCGGCAACGUCGUCGAAAUCCUCGAUCUCGACGUGACGGCCGAGGCCGCCGAAGAGGGCGCCAACAUCGAUCUCGACGCCACCCGCGUCGGCAAGUCCGCCGUCAUCAAGACCUCGACACGCCAGACCAUCUUCCUGCCGCUCAUCGGCCUUGUCGACCACGAGAAGCUGAAGCCCGGCGACCUGAUCGGCGUCAACAAGGACUCCUACCUGGUCUUGGAUACCCUGCCUGCCGAGUACGACAGCAGAGUGAAGGCCAUGGAGGUCGAUGAGAAGCCGACGGAGAAGUACACGGACGUCGGAGGCCUGGACAAGCAGAUCGAGGAGCUGGUCGAGGCCGUCGUUUGGCCCAUGAAGGAGGCUGAGCGCUUCAAGAAGAUUGGCAUCAAGGCACCCAAGGGUGCGCUGAUGUACGGUCCCCCCGGUACGGGCAAGACGCUGCUUGCCCGUGCGUGUGCCGCGCAAACCGAUGCGACCUUCCUCAAACUCGCCGGCCCACAACUCGUGCAGAUGUUCAUCGGUGACGGUGCGAAGCUGGUGCGCGACUGCUUCGCCCUGGCCAAGGAGAAGGCCCCCUCCAUCAUCUUCAUCGACGAGCUCGACGCCGUCGGCACCAAGCGGUUCGACUCGGAGAAGUCCGGUGACAGGGAGGUGCAGCGGACCAUGCUGGAGCUGCUCAACCAACUCGACGGCUUCGCCUCGGACGACCGCGUCAAGGUCCUCGCCGCCACCAACCGCGUCGACGUGCUCGAUCCCGCCCUGCUGCGUUCCGGCCGUCUGGACCGCAAGAUCGAAUUCCCUCUGCCCAACGAGGAGGCGCGCGCGCAGAUCCUCCGCAUCCACAGCCGGAAGAUGACGGUCGACGACAAGGUCAACUGGCCCGAGCUCGCGCGAAGCACCGACGAGUUCGGCGGCGCCCAGCUCAAGGCCGUCUGCGUCGAGGCGGGCAUGAUUGCGUUGCGCUCGGGCCAGAACAAGAUCAGCCACGAGCACUACGUCGACGCCAUCCUCGAGGUGCAGGCCAAGAAGAAGGAGACGAUCAACAUGUUCGCCUAG
This is a messenger RNA of Diplodia corticola, 1377 nucleotides long. Its product is annotated as 26s protease regulatory subunit 6a. The record is from RefSeq and is a predicted model, not a curated record. Lineage: Eukaryota; Fungi; Ascomycota; Dothideomycetes; Botryosphaeriales; Botryosphaeriaceae. The coding region runs from base 1 to 1377 and encodes 458 amino acids. Gene Ontology annotation, cellular component: proteasome regulatory particle, base subcomplex. Gene Ontology annotation, molecular function: ATP binding; ATP hydrolysis activity; proteasome-activating activity. The transcript is spliced from 3 exons. Gene Ontology annotation, biological process: proteasome-mediated ubiquitin-dependent protein catabolic process.